Messenger RNA from Archocentrus centrarchus (flier cichlid), 2454 nucleotides. It is a transcript of the gene abcg5, whose product is annotated as ATP-binding cassette, sub-family G (WHITE), member 5. The coding region runs from base 1 to 1971 and encodes 656 amino acids. The transcript is spliced from 14 exons. Lineage: Eukaryota; Metazoa; Chordata; Actinopteri; Cichliformes; Cichlidae. The record is from RefSeq and is a predicted model, not a curated record. Gene Ontology annotation, biological process: cholesterol homeostasis; transmembrane transport; cholesterol efflux. Gene Ontology annotation, molecular function: ATP binding; ABC-type transporter activity; ATP hydrolysis activity. Gene Ontology annotation, cellular component: apical plasma membrane; ATP-binding cassette (ABC) transporter complex; plasma membrane.
AUGAACAGGUUUUAUUCAAUGCAGGUGGAGGAGCCACAGAACGGGAAAGUGAAGGAGUCCUUCAGGUUCGUGUCAGAGGUGAAGAAGGAUGUGUGGAGAAACAGCGGAGAGGAGCAAUCAGAGGCUUCCUGUUGUCUAAGUGUCAAAAAGAUCUCCUACACAGUCAGUGAACGUGUUGGUCCAUGGUGGGACUUACCGUCCUACAGGAAACGAUGGACUCGUCAGAUCCUCAAUGACGUCUCCUUCCAUGUUGACAGUGGGCAGAUCAUGGGCAUACUGGGCAACUCAGGCUCGGGAAAGACCACAUUGCUGGAUGCCAUCUCAGGGAGGAUUGGGAACCAGGGCACACUGCUGGGAGAGAUCUUCAUUAAUGGCAGAAAACUGAAGCGAGAACAGUACCAGGACUGCUUCUCAUAUGUACUGCAGAGUGAUAACUUGCUGAGUUAUCUGACAGUGGAGGAGACCCUGACCUACACAGCCCAGCUGGCCCUGAGGAAACACUCGGCCGAAGCGAUCAAGAAAAAGGUGACAGCAGUGAUGGCCGAGCUGAGCCUGAGUCAUGUGGCCCACAGUGUUGUUGGAGGUCAGGUUUUCCCUGGGAUCUCUGGGGGUGAGCGCAGAAGGGUCUCCAUCGCCAGCCAGUUACUUCAGGACCCAAGGGUGGUCCUAUUGGAUGAGCCGACUACUGGCCUGGACAGCAUGACCGCCAAUCAGAUUGUGGUGCUGUUGGCCCAGCUGGCCAGGAGAAACCGUAUCGUCAUAGUAACCAUCCACCAACCGCGCUCUGAGCUCUUCAGGGUGUUCAACAGGAUCGCUAUAAUGAGUCGUGGAGAGCUAGUAUUUUGUGGCCCGACAGAAGACAUGGUGGACUUCUUCAGCCAAUGUGGAUAUGAGUGUCCGGAGUACUGCAACCCUUUUGACAUCUAUGUUGACUUCACCUCGGUGGACACGCGCAGCAGUGAGAGGGAGGCAGCCACAUUCACUCGCAUGCACGAAAUCACUUCAGCCUAUCAGAGGUCUGCCAUCUACCAGAGUAUGCUGGAAAAAAUGGAGCAGAGCCUGCAGAGGUCAGACAAGCCACCCAUCCCCUUCAAGAGCAAAGAGUCGCCAAGUGGUGCUGCCAAACUUGGAGUUCUGCUCAGACGCACAGCAAGAAACCUGUCCAGGGACAGGAUGGGUGUUCUGAUGCGUCUAUCCCAGAACCUGAUUUAUGGUCUGUUUGUGGCCUUCUUCGUCAUACAUUUAAACAUUGAUGUCACCAAGGGUGCUGUGCAGGACCGCAUUGGCAUCAUCUAUCAGAGCAUUGGUGCUUCACCCUACACUGGCAUGCUGAAUGCUGUGGCUCUCUUUCCAGCCUUGCGAGCCAUUGGUGAUCAGGAGAGUCAGGAUGGACUGUACACUAAAUGGCAAAUGUUCCUGGCUUACAUCUUCCACAUCCUGCCCCUCAGCAUCCUGAGUGUCUUCAUCUUCACCUCCUUCCUUUACUGGACGGUGGGGAUGCACCCGGAAGGUCUGCGCUUCCUGUGUUUCACUGCUGUAGUUCUGGUGCCACAUAUUAUAGGUGAGCUGCUAACUGUGGUGUUACUAGGUGUUGUCCAAGACCCUAACAUGGUCAACACUGGAGUGGCUCUACUCAAUAUUGCAGGAAUAGUGGUGGGCUCUGGCUUUCUACGGAGCACCCAGCAGAUGCCAGUGCUCUUUCAGUGGCUCAGUUACUUGACUUUCCAGAAGUACAGCUGUGAGCUGCUCAUAGUCACUGAGUUCCACGGUCUCCAGUUCACCUGCAAUAAUUCCAGAUCUUUGCCGGGAGCUUGUGUGGUCACCUAUGGCGAUCAGAUCAUUGAUGAGGGCUAUCCCGGCGCUCUGUCCCGAUACACACUAGACUUUAUUCUCCUCUAUUCUUUCCUGCCCGCUCUGCUGCUGUUGGGCAUAAUUAGCUUUAAGAUCAGAGACAAGCUUGUGCGUCACUAAGACCACAAAAAUGAAUAUUCUGUUUAAGCAGAAAGCUGAGCUUAUAGAGCUUUUAUAUUAUGAUAUUCGCUUUUCAGAGAUGACCUUCACCAACCACUUUAUUAGGCACGCCUUGCUAGUUGGGACCCCUUUUGAUAAUAAAAGUAUGGACAUGAUCAGCAACAAUACUUAGUACCAAUGACAUAUAAAGGAUAUUUUCUUGGCACACUUUGGGCCCCUUAGUACCAAUGAAAGAAAAUAUCCUUUACAACAAUGAAAAAAGGGUGGCGCAGUGGGUAGUACUGCUGCUUCACAGUUAGAAUACCAUCUUGGCCCAGGCCUCUCGCUGUGUGAAGUUUGCAUGUUCUCCCCGUCUGCGUGAGUUUUCUCCGGGUACGCCGGUUUCCUCCCACAGUCCAAAGUCAUGCACUUACUGGGGUUAGAUUAAUUGGCCACUCUAAAUUGCCCAUAGGUGCGAAUGUGAGUGUGGAUGUUGUCUGUCUC